CCAGCAGCGUUUCUGUCACAAUGGGUAUUGACAUUGAGAGACACCACGUCAGAAAGUCUCAACGCAGCAAGCCUGCCUCUGAGAACGUCUACUUGAAGCUUUUGGUCAAGUUGUACCGCUUCUUGGCCCGUCGUACUGACUCUCGCUUCAACAAGACUAUCUUAAAGCGUCUUUUCCAAUCCAAGACUAACCGUCCUCCUAUCUCUAUCUCCAAGAUUGCUGCUUUGACCAGUCGCAAGGCUUCCAACCUUGAGGGUAAGACCGUCGUAACUGUUGGUACCGUUACAGAUGACGAGCGUUUGUUGACUGUCCCCAAGCUCUCUGUUGCUGCUCUUCGCUUCACCAAGUCUGCCCGUGCUCGUAUCUUGAAGGCUGGCGGUGAAGUCAUGACUCUUGACCAACUCGCCCUCCGUGCCCCUACUGGCAGUAACACCGUCCUUCUCCGUGGUAGAAAGCACGCUCGUGAGGCCUUCCGUCACUUUGGUUUCGGUCCCCACAAGCACAAAGCUCCCCAUGUCCGUUCUGAGGGACGCAAGUUCGAAAGAGCUCGUGGUCGCAGAAAGUCUCGUGCCUUCAAGGUAUAAAAUGCUUUCUUCGACUUUUUAUCCUUUUCCCUUUGUGUACUUUCCUACUUGUUUCUUCUUUGGGUUGCUUGCCUGGUUUUUACAUCAUCUUGUGUGUCUAAUUCCACUCGACAUUCGUAGAUAAAAUUCCUGCUGCUGUGUCUACGCUGAUAUAUAUCACUACUUUCUCUCAAGCAUGUAGAUAGAUAGUUGUAGGAGUUUCAGUAUGAAUGCAAUUUUUGAGUUUGAUGCAUCGUCGGCGAGGUCGCACACCUUCUGUAUUUUGCUAUUCUUGCGUUUUCUGCCACCCUGUACACGACAAAGGAGAAUACCUACAACAUCAUAGCAUACAGUUCAAAUUUAUCUCUUAUAAUCCCCAAGUCAAUUGAUUUCUAUAGAACAUUUUCGUUUAUUUACCAUCCAAUAGCGC
This is a messenger RNA of Schizosaccharomyces cryophilus OY26, 993 nucleotides long. RefSeq names its product 60S ribosomal protein L18. The coding region runs from base 21 to 584 and encodes 187 amino acids. The record is from RefSeq and is a predicted model, not a curated record. Gene Ontology annotation, biological process: translation. NCBI's taxonomy places the organism in Eukaryota, Fungi, Ascomycota, Schizosaccharomycetes, Schizosaccharomycetales, Schizosaccharomycetaceae. Gene Ontology annotation, molecular function: structural constituent of ribosome; RNA binding. The transcript is spliced from 2 exons. Gene Ontology annotation, cellular component: cytosolic large ribosomal subunit; ribosome.